This is a messenger RNA of Otolemur garnettii (small-eared galago), 2065 nucleotides long. It is a transcript of the gene MRO, whose product is annotated as maestro. Gene Ontology annotation, cellular component: cytoplasm. Lineage: Eukaryota; Metazoa; Chordata; Mammalia; Primates; Galagidae. The transcript is spliced from 8 exons. The record is from RefSeq and is a predicted model, not a curated record. The coding region runs from base 389 to 1126 and encodes 245 amino acids.
UUGUUGGUGCAAUGAUCAGUCACGAGGCUGCUUGGACAGGAGCCCAGCGUCCCACCCGCAGAUUAAAGGCGCUCUAACAGGCCCAUGCAGGGAAGGACGCCGCCCAGCUGCGGCUCCGCAGAGGCCGCCCGCAUCCCGUCCACUGGGCGAUGGCGCCAUCUCGCGGCAGCAGUGGGAACGGGGCCGAGCAGGGCUGUUCCGCGCGGUGCCGGGGACAGCGGCCCUCUAUGUAGAAAGUGUGGGCCACGCUGGACCGGAGGGAAGAGAAUUCCCAGCUGGGAGCAUUUAGCCGCGUCAUCACAUUCGACUGCCACUCGGGAGAGCAGCUCGGGCUGCAGCGCCACCGCAGCGGUUCAUCACGUGACGCCACCGCAGGAGCCACAGGCCCAUGGACCAAAUACAGAGGAGAAUCCUGGAUCAGCGCCCCUCCGUCCUGCCUUCCCCACCCAAGAAGAAAAGAACAUCUUUCUUUUCCAAGGUCUUCUGGAAACUGAGGUUCCAGAAGAGGGAGCCUCUGAAAAAGGUGCUUCUCAUCUUGGCAGAAAGAGCCCAAGACCCCAGUGCUAAAAAGCGUCACAUGGCAAUGAGAGGCCUGGGAACCUUGGCUCGUGAAGCCCCCAGCAAGGUGAGAAAGUAUAAGAAAAUUGUCCUGGGCCUGCUGGUGCAUGGGCUCUAUGACCCUGUGAGUUCUGAAGUCAUCCAGGAGAGUAUGAAGACUCUGACCAUUAUUCUGGGCAAGAUCCAGGGCAAAGCCCUGGGGUCCUUCUUCAUAGACAUCACCCUUCAGACCCGGACUUUAUUAGAUGACGAAGAUGACAAUCUGAGAUACUCAGCCUUUGUUUUGUUUGGGCAAUUGGCUGCCUCUGCUGGGCGGAAAUGGAAGAAAUUUUUCACCUGUCAGGUUAAGCAGACCCAAGGUGCUCUCCUGAUCCAUUUACAGGAUAGAAACCCCCAGGUUGCUAAGGCUUGCAAAACAACUCUUCGAGCUUGUUCUCCAUAUCUGAAACUAAGGAAGGAAUACAGCUUCCAGAACGAAGAUGAUCAAAGGAACCCCAAACUCUGCUGGCAGCUGAGCCAUUAUCCUCCAGAGCUCCUGCAGUUCUUCUAUGCAAAUAAAAUUCUGUAAACAUGGAGCAGCAGGGAAGUGGUUCUGUGCGGGCACAUUGCCAGGACCUGGAGUUCCCCCGUUUUAUCUCAUUAGACUCCUUUUCUGCUUGCUUCUUGUGAGCGCACAAGAAAAGAGCCUGCUAGGAGAGCAAUCAAUGGCAGACACAAAAAAUACUAUAGAGUCGUAUAAUUAUAUCUAAAGUAAAAUUCUAAACUGCUUUCACUUAUCUCAUGUUCUUCCCAUACAAAUGUGAUGGAAAGAUACACGUUUUCUGUCAAACAUUUCCAGUGUUUGUAGAUUCAUUGCUUACGUCUUGGUCGUUUCCUUUUAAGGUCAUCUCUGUUACCCAUCCUUUAUUUUUAAUAUUUAAUUUCUGAGGCUUAGAAAAUAACUGGUACCUUAGUUUUUUGAUUUUUUUUGUAACAUAUUUGCUUUUGAUACUUUGCUAUUUGCUAUUGAUACCUCUUGUUGCAAAGACUUAUUGGAAGUUGGCCAAGAUACCAAGAAGGGGUAUCUUUAGCUUCCUGUAAUUUUAAACAGUCACUGCCUUUAAGGUUCUCCUAAAUAAGAAUUAAUAAAGAGAAAAAAGCUAUAAAGCAUGGGUUGAAAAUCCUCAGGCUAAGGUAAUCUAUGGAAGAAUAACAACACUGAUUGAGAGUGUUUACAAUUUAAUGGGCACGUUCAAAAGUAUUAGAUGAUACUUAUUCACGACAGCCUUAUGAGAUAGGUAACUGUUAUUAACCUCGUUAAUAACAUUAGUAUUAUACAUGAGGAAACCAAGGUACAGGGAAGUUCGGUAACUUGCCCAAGAUAACUCAGUAAAGUGGAGCCAGAAUUCAAACUCCUAUAAUGGGACUUCUGGGGCUCACUCUCUGUAACCAGGCAAUCCUGCCUCUUCAUGGAAUAAUUGAUGGAUGGUUACAAAUGUACAAAGCAAAAUAAAACAAAUAAAAACAA